Molecule: messenger RNA, 5188 nt
Organism: Metopolophium dirhodum (rose-grain aphid)
Lineage: Eukaryota; Metazoa; Arthropoda; Insecta; Hemiptera; Aphididae
Exons: 17
Coding region: 2291-4828 (845 amino acids)
Cellular component (GO): plasma membrane
Source: RefSeq, a predicted model, not a curated record
ACAUAAAAAAUUAAUGUUUCUUCAUGUCUAAAAAAAAAUAGGUCUCACAAUUAAAAAAAUUGUUGUGCCCCCUCGGCCACCAAAGUCUGAACACGCUUAUGUUGUCGAUGUCGGAAUGUACGGUUUCUUGCCAUAGAAAUAACGCGUUUCUAGGGUGACGGCAACGAUAAUAAUUUCGCACAAACACAUAGCAUAAUAAUAAUAUUACUACAAUAGUAGGUAUAGGUACUGCUGAGAUUGUGGCGUUAAACGUUACAAUAAUAACAGCAACAACAACUUAUAUCAAUAAAAGGUACUCGCAAUAACAAUAACAAUAAUAAUAACGUCGGGCGAGUGUAUCAUGUUAUAUCAUGCGUAACUCUUCUCAGUGGCGUAGCCAGGGGCGACGAGGGGGCUGCAACCUUUCCCGAAAUUUCAGGAAAAAUUAUACAUGCAUCCAGUGUUCUGUGAACACAAUAUCAUAGCAUAUUACGUAAGAUGUAACCUUGUACACAAAUUGUAAUAUUUAUAAAAAGGUAAGUGCAAAAGUCUAAUAUACUAUAUUCCGGGUAUCGGCCUGUGAUGGCUAUCGCAUCACCUACUUAACUUCCGAGGGAUUCUACAGUUUGUUAAACAUUCCCUAUACAACAAAUAUCAGCCCCAUACUCCAAAGCAAAAUCUUGGUUACGCCACUGCAUUUUCUACUUCUUUAGAUCAAAUAUCACCAAAUUUCAAAUUUUUAUAGCUGCUUUUUGACACACUUCAUCAUUGUAAUAUCAAACGUCAUAACAUAUGAUAAUAACGUAUACACACUCGUGUAAUAAUUACUAUACUAUAAUUAUACCCGCGUGAUAUUCAUAUUAUACAAUACUGUUUAGUGUGUGCAGUGGGUAAACCUAGUAUACCCCCCCCCCCUCCCGGUUGUAGUUCUCGUCGAGAUGUAUUUAUGCACACGUUGCAGUAUACCGGAAGCGGCGGAAGUGAAAUACGUUAGCGCGCCCGGAUGUACGCGCGUGUUAAUAUUAACUAUUAUACACAUACCGCGGUUGCCGCGCAGCCACCUAUUGGUGCCGAGUUUUCAAAGACCUCGCGUACCCCCCCCCCUCUUCGGGUGGUCACACGCCCUUCCCGGUCCAUCGUUCUGUAGUUCACGUCGAUCCACGUCUGUGGCUAUAUCCACGCGUGUGUGUGGAUCGCCGCAGUCCAUCGCGUCGCGGCCACAGUGUAAUAUUACACGUUCGCGGCGGCCGUCGUGGCCAUAUUAUUAUUAUAUAAGGCACUCGGCUGGUGUGUUCCGCAAUCGCCGGAUAUACAUGUUCAGGGAUGCAUGAAAACAACAUAAAUUGCACGACACACAUAAUGUACGGUGGCGGCGGCGUCGAACUGCGAGGGAGGGAAGCGGCACAAGGGCAAUCCGACUGGAAAAAAAAAAAAAAAUAGAAACAGAAUAAAGUUAGGACCGUAAAUCAUUACCAAGCGUUGCCAUUUGAGCGUGGGUAUGUUAGGGAGGGGGGUGGCAAAAUGAGACGUAACUUUUGCGAAAUAAACGACUCGGUUGCUUGGAAAAACGGGAUGCGAGGUGUGUUUAUAGCGGAAGGAAAUGGGCGGAGGGUUGGGGACAGAGAGAAAAAGUUUUCCUCCCUUCUGCAGGCAGCCAUCUCCUCGCUCUCUUAAUCUGCUUAUUAGAGCUAUUCCACCCCCUCUCCACCAAAAAUACCCUCCAACCGACACCAUCGCCACGCUACGGCCCGUCGCUAUACCGCACACGCACAAACGUUCUAAUUUAACAAAAAGGCGAGAAAUUCUAAGCUCUCCCCACUGCCAUUUUUGCCAUCGUGCCGAACCCGUGGCUUCCAAAAUAACGGUGGCACGAGUACAUGACUGUUCCGUAAUAGAAUUUAUCGAAGUCAAAAAUGGGUUGUGUGAACUCUCAUGACUUUUUUCACCCCUUUUCUCUUCGUUUCUCAUCCCUGUUUGGCCCCUCAACGACAAAUAACAAGUGCACGUUGUUUACAUUCACCGUCGUCUCAUCCGGCGGAUACGACCUGACCUGCGGACGGGUGGCGCUUUCAGGCGCGCAGUGUACCGUAACCGUUUUCCUUUUGAUCGCAUAUUUCUUUUCCACGGACGUCCGUUGUACGUUACGUCCACUUACAGCGUCAAAAUGAACGUCGUCAAUAGACCACCACUGCAAGUGGAAUAGCAUUUUUAACGAAAGAAAAUCGCUCGAAAAUUAUUGAUCAACUGCGAAAACAUAAGGUGACGUGUGCGUUUAUAACGAAAACGAACCAUCCAUCGCUGUGGUUCGACCAUGCCGCCGUCGCCACUGCUGUUGAUGGUACUGACGAUACUGCCGCCACUUCUGGUGCUGUUGUUCUGUAACGCUGCCGCAGUAAGCUCUCAGUUGGCAUGGACACAAAUCUACGUCGGUUCCAACAGCCAAGUGGACUUGUGGACGCAAGAAUCGCAAGGAUGCCGAUGCAAUCACGAUUUACUCAGACAGGACUGCGCCUGCUGUGUGCCACAGGGCGGAUGUCAAUGCGGAGCACUAGCGCUGAACCGUUGUGCGCAAUGCGGUCUGGAGCAGCAUUGCACGAACAUGUGCAACGUCACGAUAAAAGCUGAUAUGCUGUUGGCCCGUUCAAACUCGACGUUCGGCCAGAUCAAAUCUCCCGCGCUGUCUGGUCCUAACCACUGUUGGUACACGCUGGACCCUGGAUACGACAGACGUGUGGAACUGCAAGUUUACAGGCUCGUCAACGCCGGCCAUUUCAACGGUUCCAGUUGCGUAUCGGGAUACCUGGAGUUGCUGGAUUCUUUUGGACAAGGGUCAGGGCCCCGGAUAUGUGGCCAAGACGAACGGUUAUCACCUCCAGUCGUCAUGUUUGCGGAUCGAGAAUCGGCCGUAUUGAAUUUCCGAAUCGAAGAAGCUACGUCUAGAUCACAAUUUUUGGCAUAUUUCAGCUUCACUUCGCUAACGAAUGUUCAUGGUCUAGCGUUCAGGCCCAAAGGAGGCAGAAGGAUAGAGCACACGGUUUGCGAUUGGCUGUAUCAAGACUUUUCUUGUAACAAAGACUCUUGUACGCUUGCUAGCCCAGGGUUUCCGGGAAUCUAUGGUACAAACCUUUAUUGCAAGUACCAUAUAACAACAAGCUCCGUUCAUACCAAAGUACGACUACAAUUUCUCACGCUAUCAUUACCACUCAAUCAUUGUGGAGCACAUUACAUAAGCGUUUACCAAGGACCGACAUCCAACAGUCCUUUGCUGACUACAAUUUGUGACAAGAGCACAAAAGACCACACAUUUCCCGGGCCAAACGUGCUGCUUGAGUUCAGGGCUGGUGCCUCGAUCCCCCCGUACGACUACACGGGCUUUGUGGCUACUAUCGAGUUCAUCGAUGACGCGAGUACGCAACCAGCCAGUACUGCGGCCACGUUGGAAGUGUCACCGUAUCCAGCCGUCGCAGUUCAAAGAAACUUGAGGAACGACCAAUCUUGUGAGUUGACAAUCAAAUCGGCCGACAUCAAGUCUGGACAUUUCGAUUUACGUGGUGUGCAAAAUUGGAAAACAAAUUGCACUAUUCGUUUCGAAGGGAGGGAACCGGAGAUCGUGCACAUAUCCUUGUUUAACUACGUGCUCAAAGCCAGUUCUUGUCAAUCAUUCAUUGAAAUUUACGAUGGACCAGAUAUAAGGUCGAAAGAUAAAACUAAACGAUUGUGCAGUCCCGUAGAGAAUCAUGCUAGGGAUACAAAUGGCAUGUUUCGUGAAAGACAAAUGUUUGUUUCGUCGGGGAAUCAUAUGACGCUCUUCGUCCGCAGAUUAAUGGCAAACAAUCAAGACGAAGAGACCGAAUAUUUGGAUGGUGCCUACAGUUUCUUUAAUGUAUUAGAAAGAGGGACAUUGCAACCGGACACGUUAUGUGAUGUUAACUACAAUGGCCGAAGCAGUUCAUCUAGAGGGAAAUUGAAACACCCAGGAACCGAACAAAUAUUUUGGAAUGUCGAAGGACAGUUGAGGUGUUCUCAAAAUCUCAUUCCAGCUACCAAUCAAAGCAUAAGCAUCAAAGUUAUAUCGUUAAAUAAAAUGUCUUCGAAUCUGUGUUACACUGAAUGCGGGGACGGCGGGUGUCGUUGUGUCAAAAACGCUUCAUCGGUCGUCGAUCAGCUGUAUGUCAUCUCCACUAACGAUGACAUAUUGUCCUGCAUUUGUGGCGAUUUUCAGGCCGAAUGGUUACCAGUCACCGUCAAAUCGUGGUCACCCAUCAAGUUGGUAUACUCGGUAUCAAAGUACAGCUGGGCCAACAAGGGGUUCGAAUACUCAGCCGAGUAUUCGUUCAAAGACGAUAUGGUGUGCGGUUAUCGGGUCAUCAACCAACAUACCGGCAUACUUGAAUCGCCGAUAAUGAUCAGGGAGAGUCCACUCAAUUUCUAUUACCAUCAGGAUUGUACGUGGUUACUAGAUUCAAAUGUCGAACGUCACUUGACCAUAGAAAUAGGAAGUUCACAAAGUCGUCCCUGCUCAGCGUGGAAUAUAAGCAUUCACGAGUAUUCGGAAAGAUCAGAUGACAAAGCUGGUCCGAUAUUAUACACAUUCUGCUCCAGGGAAAAAAAUUCAACCAACACUCUCCCGUGGCAAACUAAUAUCGUUGUAAUCAAGCUAAGAGCAAUGACGCAGACUCCGCCACAAUACUACAUCAAAUGGAGAUCAGAUGUCGAUCGUGCCAGACUGUCUGGGUCGACGGCCCAUACAGCCGCUGCAAGUGCAGGAUCACUGAAAUUGGCAAAUGAUUGGACAAUAUUAUUAUUUACCAUCAUAUUUCUUUACGUAAAACAAAUGAAAAACAGUUGAAUAUUUGUAUUAUUGCCAGUAUAAUUAAUUAAGUGUUUUUUUUUACAUACGUAGAUUUAAGUAAAACUUUCUACAAAUAAUUGGACUAUAAACGAUUAUUUCCGUGGUUGUGACACGUUAGUGUUUGAUUGAUUUCGUGCCAAACUCUUACGUAAAUAUUUUGAUUAGUAAUUUCAUGAGUUUACAGUUGUAGAUAAUCUGAUAAUUUAUUUGCUGAAUAUUUCCAUAUCAUCUACUGAAUGAUAAAAUUAAUAACAAAAAUCUACUUGCACCUAUAAUUUUUUUGUGUAUAAUCAUUAAACUAUGAAUAAAAAAUCAUUAUACAAUCGGUACUCAAUAAAAACUGUAUGAUAUGUCAUA